AUGAUCCAAGAGAUGCUAAAUCUGUUCGCAUCACUUAUCACAAAUGGGGGAGGCGCGAUUUCCUCGAAACCCUUGACUGAUAGCUUCGGCUGGACGGAAGAAGAGGUGUGUGUGCAUCAAGACAUUCAGGAACUGAACCGUCUGUUAUUUGAGCAAAUUGAAAUUGCUCUUAAGGGAACGGAUGAGACCAAUCUGAUAAGCGAUUUGUUCCGUGGUGUUCAGUGCACCAGAGAUAUCAAUCUCUCGGUGAUGGAUCACGAUUCCGUCGAGGACUCUUUAGCCGCCCACACACAAAUGGAGCGGCUUACAGGCGAAAACCAAUACUUUUGUGAUGGAUGCCGAUGUAAAGUUGAUGCCAUCAAGGUGCUAAAGCAACGCCACAUGUACAGACGACCCACAAUCCUGAUGUUCCUUGACUUCAAGGAUGCAUUUGAUUCUGUCAAUCGACCAUUGCUGUCAACUAUACUCGCUCCAGAAGUUUGUAAACCUAAUCCGAUUCCUAUAUUCACACACUUUGGGGCGGUCAUUGAUGAAAUCAUGAAGCGAACACUAGACGGUCUCCAAAACUCCAGUGUUCCAAUUGUUGCUGAUGAGAGCCUUGUCGAUUUGGGAUACGCAGAUGACAUGGCCCUCAUCUUUGAAGACCAAAGCGAAGCACAGACCCUUUUGAAUAAACUGACCACCAUCAUACCAUCUUUUGGCAUGCGCCUUGUACCUUCAAAGUGUAAAGUCAUGCUUCAGAACGUGUCAUCUGCGAAUGUACUUCAAUGUGGAAAAUCAUCCAGAAUCAUCGAUUACGAUGGCUCGGUCAUGUGCUACGCAUGCCAAAACACCGUCUACCGAGGUGGACGGCGCAUGACUUGGCAGAAAGGCGUGAAAGAGAUAACGAAGAGUUUGGGUGUUGUUGGUGUUGUACGCCUUCGAGGAUGGGGUCCGCGUGACCCCGCCUGUGCUUGGCUGGAGAAUAUAUAUAUAUAUAUACGGCAGUCAAACACCAGUGCCAACACUGAUGUUACUGUCUUUGAUGAUGACGAUGAUGAUGCAGCAGAACUGACGAUUGACACUGAAAUUGCAGUAGACAAGAUCGCUUGCGGUCCGAGCGGAAGCUUAUCGUCUUUCCUUUUGGUGCCAUGGAAACAACUGGCUGUCCGCCUUCACGUCUUGGCUGCGCGUGCAGCCCAUCGGAAGCUGUCCAUCAUUCGAUUGGCGAGCCAGCCUGGCUGUUCGUCCGUACUCAUCGCACUUAUCAGCAUAUAA
Messenger RNA from Opisthorchis viverrini, 1257 nucleotides. RefSeq lists its product as hypothetical. The transcript is spliced from 7 exons. Gene Ontology annotation, cellular component: nucleus; cytosol. The coding region runs from base 1 to 1257 and encodes 418 amino acids. Gene Ontology annotation, biological process: protein deubiquitination. The record is from RefSeq and is a predicted model, not a curated record. Gene Ontology annotation, molecular function: cysteine-type endopeptidase activity; cysteine-type deubiquitinase activity. Lineage: Eukaryota; Metazoa; Platyhelminthes; Trematoda; Opisthorchiida; Opisthorchiidae.